AUGAUUUCUUCUGUUCAAAUUGAAGAAUUAAACAAAGUUAUCGAAGAAGUAGCAGCACUUUAUAGUAAAAAAAUUAGAGAAAUAGUUGACCGAAUCCUUGCAUCUGAAGAUCCUUAUUUGAGAUUGUCCGAUUUACAAGA
Messenger RNA from Dentiscutata erythropus, 140 nucleotides. The record is from the annotation of a GenBank genome assembly. Lineage: Eukaryota; Fungi; Glomeromycota; Glomeromycetes; Diversisporales; Gigasporaceae.